Molecule: messenger RNA, 852 nt
Organism: Mucor velutinosus
Lineage: Eukaryota; Fungi; Mucoromycota; Mucoromycetes; Mucorales; Mucoraceae
Exons: 2
Coding region: 1-852 (283 amino acids)
Cellular component (GO): 90S preribosome; nucleus
Source: RefSeq, a predicted model, not a curated record
AUGUCAGAAAUCGACACCAAAAAGAAGCAAACCUCUGCUGACGAUUUUGAGGACGACUUUGUCGAGGAAGAAGCCAUCAUUUACUCUGACAAUGAGGCUGCUAUCUCUGAUGAUGAAGGAGCAUCUGCCCCCUUAAAGAGAAAGCCUGAAGCUGUCAACCAGGACAAUGCUGAAGAACCACAAAAGAAAAAGAAGAAGAAGCAACCUAAAAAGAAGAAAGGACCCAUCAAUCCCUUUGAUACCAUCAACAUUUGGCAGGAAGAUGCCACUGUACAAGCCGAGUACUUGCAAGAUCGUCAAAAGCUGGCCUUACCAAAACUAUCAGCAGUCGAAUUGGAGGAGCAAACCUUACCAGAAUCACAGCUUGUUAACAAUGAGAAUUUCAAACAAGAGCAUACAUUGGAAGCAUUACCCAACUAUGUCAAAUUUGGUGUAGCUGGUCAUAAGAAGCUGGCAAAGAAGCCUACUGUGCUCGCUAGCCCAGUCGCCUUGAUCGUUACUCACUCUGCCAUCCGUGCUGUCGAUUUAUGUCGUGCAUUGAAGGAAUUUGCCUCUACAGCAAAGAUUGCUAAAUUAUUCGCCAAACACUUCAAGAUUGAGGAUCAAAUCUGGUUUUUGGAGCAUGAAUCCAUUCAUAUGGGCGUUGGUACACCUAACCGACUUCAGGCACUUGUAGAGCAAGGACAUUUGAAACUGGAUAAUCUAGAACUGCUCGUCAUUGAUACUGAGAGAAAUCCCAAGAAAUUCAACAUUUUCGACCUCCAAGAAGUGCGAACUGAUCUGUUCCAAUUUCUCGGUAAACACAUUUCUCCUUUAAUGAAGAAUGGCAAAACAAAGAUUGGUUUGUUUUAA